AUGAUCAUUCCUAAAACGUCAGUCUCCUUCCGAGGCCUGUCGCGCCAAAUAUUAUCGGCUCGCUUCAAUAGCACAGCGUCAUCAGCCCAACAAUGCAAGCGGCCAGGAUACGCCCACUUCGAAAUAGCUCAGUAUUUCAAUCGAAUCCACCUUUCUCCUACGCAGCGAAUCUUCUCCGUCAGCAACCUUACCUCUGUUCAACAACUAGCCUACCUUACCCUACUCAAGAAGCAUCAUCUUGUCAGCGUGCCUUACGAGAAUCUUCAGGCUCAUUACUCCUGGCACAGGGGGCUCUGUGUUUCGCCGACACGUCUUUUUGAGAAGAUCGUCCGCCACCGCCGCGGUGGUUGGUGCUUUGAGACGAACCAAUUGCUCAACACGGUCCUCCUGUCGCUGGGAUUCGACGUCAUUCUGGCAGGUUCGCGAGUCUUUGAGCCCUGCAACGGCAGAUUCGGCGGACUUGUGCAUUGCGUCAAUAUUGUCAAGAUCGGUGGCGUACACUAUUUGCUCGAUGUGGGCUUUGGUGGAUACGGUCCACCCCAGCCUGUACCAUUGCUCGAGGGAACGGGAGGCAUUGAACCGAACGGUCUACAGCACAUAGGACCUCGAGCGGAGAUGCGAGUAGUGAAACAGGCGAUUGCACAGCAGGUCGAUCAAACUAGGCGGCUAUGGGUAUAUCAGUUCCGGAGUGGCCCUGAUGAGGAGUGGCGGCCAAUGUGCUGUUUCAACUCGGACUUUGAGUUCCUGCCCGAGGAUAUCGAGAUCCUAAACACGCAUGGCAUGAGCCGCACAUGUUUCACAUCA
Pyricularia pennisetigena is the source of this 804-nucleotide messenger RNA. RefSeq lists its product as uncharacterized. The record is from RefSeq and is a predicted model, not a curated record. Gene Ontology annotation, molecular function: acetyltransferase activity. The transcript has a single exon. Lineage: Eukaryota; Fungi; Ascomycota; Sordariomycetes; Magnaporthales; Pyriculariaceae. The annotation marks the transcript as partial.